Messenger RNA from Exophiala xenobiotica, 1035 nucleotides. RefSeq lists its product as uncharacterized. Gene Ontology annotation, molecular function: dioxygenase activity. The coding region runs from base 1 to 1035 and encodes 344 amino acids. The record is from RefSeq and is a predicted model, not a curated record. The transcript is spliced from 5 exons. NCBI's taxonomy places the organism in Eukaryota, Fungi, Ascomycota, Eurotiomycetes, Chaetothyriales, Herpotrichiellaceae.
AUGACCAUAGCAAGCGCUCCCCCUAUCCUAGACUUUUCACCAUUUUACGGAGACGAUGAAGACGCCAAAGCGAAACUGGUCGCCGAGGUCAGAAAGUGCUGUCUGCAUAAUGGCUUCUUCCAAAUUGUUGGCCAUCGGGUGCCCGCCGGUUUGCAAGAAGGUGUACUCAAAUGCGUCAAGAAGUUCUUCGCUCUUCCACAAGAAGAAAAGGAGCUCGUGCUGAAGGAAAAGAAUACCUGGAACAGAGGGUAUGAAAAGAUCGGAUCCCAAAUUCUGGAGCCAGGUACGGCACCCGACCUGAAGGAAGGCUUUUAUAUUGGAGAGGAGAUCCCCAAGGACCAUCCAUACUUCGUGCAGAAGAAACUCAACAGCGGACCGAACUUCUGGCCCGAAACAAUCGAGAACGUCGAAGAGUUCAAGAUGACUUGUAUGUCGUACUACAAGGCUAUGCACGCCCUCGCCAGGGAUGUUCUUGUCGUCAUUGCGCAAACCUUGGACCUCGAUCCAAGUUACUUCAAGGAUUUCACGACAGACGCAGUCGCAACGUUGAGAUUCCUGCAUUACCCUCCGCAACCGGCCGAUUCGGACGAGAAGAUCUCGAGGGGUAUCGGUGCUCAUACUGAUUUCGGAUCAGUCACCCUUCUCAUGCAAGACGAAGUAGAUGGCCUUCAAGUCUAUGAGAAGAGCACAAACGAGUGGCUUGACGUCGUGCCUACAAAAGGCGCCUAUGUGGUCAAUCUCGGAGACAUGUUUAUGCGCUGGUCGAACGACAAAUACAUCUCCAAUACUCACCGAGUCAUCAACAGGUCGGGGAAGGAGAGAUACUCGAUCCCGUUCUUCUACAGCGGUAAUCCAGACUACGUUGUUGACUGCUUGCCCAGCUGCCGCAAGGAGGGCGAGCGGCCCAAAUACCCUCCUAUCACUGUUGAAGGGGCGGUGGGCGGAAGCUACAAGAAGAGCUAUGGAGCAGCAGAAGCUUUCAAGAAGACAGCCUCCAGUACGAUCUCGGCUAUGUCAGCGCCUGUGGCAGCGUGA